This is a messenger RNA of Lepidothrix coronata (blue-crowned manakin), 685 nucleotides long. RefSeq names its product magnesium transporter protein 1-like. Bases 179 to 670 code for a protein of 163 amino acids. The record is from RefSeq and is a predicted model, not a curated record. Gene Ontology annotation, cellular component: oligosaccharyltransferase complex. The transcript has 3 exons. NCBI's taxonomy places the organism in Eukaryota, Metazoa, Chordata, Aves, Passeriformes, Pipridae.
GAAAUACAGAAAUGCAAGCUGUGUGCUGUCUUUACUUUAUUUAAAAAAAGUCAUCGUCAGUUAAAUUGAGGAGUGACUUUUUCCGAUUCAGUGAGUGCCAACGUAGCAAGAUAGAUGUGGAAUGGGACUUUGUUACUGAGACCUUUUCAUGGUGCUGUAUUCCCUGUGAACUUCCUCAAUGCAGCUCAACAUGAAUUCUGCUCCCACCUUCAUCAACUUCCCGGCCAAGGGGAAGCCCAAGCGGGGCGACACGUACGAGCUGCAGGUGCGCGGCUUCGCGGCGGAGCAGCUGGCACGCUGGGUGGCCGACAGGACAGACGUCCACAUCCGUGUGAUCAGGCCCCCGAACUACGCGGGGCCGUUGAUGCUGGGCCUGCUGCUGGCUGUCAUCGGGGGCCUCGUGUACCUGCGGGGCAGCAACCUGGACUUCCUCUACAACAAAACUGGCUGGGCUUUUGCUGCUUUGUGUUUUGUGUUAGCAAUGACAUCAGGCCAGAUGUGGAACCACAUUAGAGGCCCCCCCUAUGCUCAUAAGAACCCCCAUACAGGACAAGUGGUGAGUCUUGGCUUUGUUUUCUUUUCUGUAUUUCUGUUGUAUUUCUGUGGAAUAAGGCUGAUACUAAGAGACAAAUCAGAGUGCAAAUUCUCCACUUGGCUUCUUUCUUUGUGAGUGAGUGAGGCUCAC